This is a messenger RNA of Eufriesea mexicana, 1899 nucleotides long. RefSeq lists its product as uncharacterized. Lineage: Eukaryota; Metazoa; Arthropoda; Insecta; Hymenoptera; Apidae. The record is from RefSeq and is a predicted model, not a curated record. Bases 85 to 1500 code for a protein of 471 amino acids. The transcript has 4 exons.
UUGUCGACUAUCGCGAGUCUUAUUCACGUAUAAUUCAGUCAUUAUAUUACAAACUGACAGAUACCGUUUAAGCGUGUUCAUAAAAUGGUCGUGUGUCUAGGUGCAGCGUUGGUGUUCGGUGUGAUCGCAGCCUGUGUGGCAUCCUGUUACUACUGCAAAAGGUUGUACCAACAGUAUGAUAAAGAUGAGUCGAUCGACAGUGAACCACCUUUGGUUCGCAUUAAGAUAUCGCAUCCCCAACAAGAACAAAAAUCUUCCAACGAAAUUGGCUCCGAUGCGUCGGACAGCAGAGGAAAUUCUAUCGAUUCGAACGAAGCUGAGGAAGUGAAACAGGUUGUGGAAGAUGCAGGACCGGUUUCCAUGGAGGAGCCACGGACUGUUUCUGUGAAGCUACCCCCCGAUCGACGCAGGGUAUCGUCAAAAAUUUGGUCGACCGCGUUGCAGAACCAAUUAAAAGACAUUACGAAUUCUUCAUCGGAGAUCUGUGGGAGCACGAGGGUGGUACAAGCUCAGAUCGAAGUGAAACCUACGAAUCUACGUGGACGGAAAGAUUCCCUAGGCGAUGAUUGCGAUAAUUCUUCGCGAUGCGCUUCCACCGAGAAUCAUUUGACCAAUGAAAAAGGUAGGAAGCUGUCCUUUGUCGCCAAGAAGCUUAAGAAUCUAAAGAAAACGAUAAUCUCCUCAAGACCUGCCUGUUCCGUUCGAAGAUUUCGGAACCAGAGGUUAAGUAUUCCUCUUGAAACCCAUAAUCAGCCCUCACCGAUCGUCGAAUGUUCGUCGUUGCUUCCAAACAAUCGAUUCGUCGACGUAUCGACCUCGACGAGGAUAAGUGCAAACGCCUCGAAUCUGAGAGCGCAGCAUGACGAAGCUAUGGCGAGCUAUAGCAAUAGGCUGAGCGAAAAUGGCGAAACUUCGAAGCAAACGGGGAACGAUCAUCAAUCGAUCGUCAACUCGAAAUCGGAAACGUUGCAAGAAGUGGUGUCGUUGAUCAAACGUCAAUCCAUAAAGGGAAAAUCGAUUUGCGACGUGACGAUCAACGGCUUAGCUAUCAAUCAUGCUGAGUUACUGGAUCUGUUCGAGGCGAGCGAAGGAGAAACUAGAUCAGCGUCCAUCGUGUCAACCAAGGAAGCCUCGAUCAUUUCUAUCAAGUUCCAUCGUCGACGAAACGACGAGCUGUCCGAUACGAAAGACACUUCCUAUUACGAGUGUCCAUUGACUAAAUUUUACAGAAGCUUGCCAGAACUGUUCGAGGAUAUAUCCUUCCCUAGGUUGUUCAGGUCCCAGGAAGUCCUCGAGACGUCCAAACCUACACCAUCCAUUCGAGUUUCCGAUCACUCGAUGGGGUUGAUGAAUUCCACGAACGAAACAUCGUACAUAUCCAUUCCUCGAGUAAGGGGCAAUUUCGUUGCCAAAGAGUCGGUGUUCCAGCGAGGACGAAAUCUGUCCAGGCGAGUUGGGAACAGUCACGUGGCCAGAUUCGUUCAGGAACAUCUGACAUAAGAUCCACGCGAAGGUUUUCUACAAAUAUUUUAUCACGAUUUACGCAAUGAUACGCGCGUCUUGUUCAACGAAAUAAUUUUCCUUUUUCGUUCCGCGAAGCAGGACAGGAAUCCCAGCUAAGAUUCUUGAUCCUGCUUGCGAUACCGAGAAUGAUUAUUUGUAUAACGCAGGUGUUUUUAUGAAAACUUCUGCAAUCUCGUUCUCACCUUGACUGCGAGUAAUUAACGACGAAAACACGAAUAACAAUGAUCACAUCCAUAUAUUCCUAGAACGAUGCUAGGUAAUUAGGUACUAGAUAAUUGAAUAAUUAGAUGAUUAGCAAUAAUAAUUGAAGACAAAGCGACUGUAGUCCCUCCAAAUAUAACACUCGAGUAAGUUAACGAUUUUGUAACUUUUAUA